AAAAAAUGUCUUCAUUAGCAAGCUUGAUUAACAGCGUAAAAGCAAAUACCGCAAAUAAUGUCCACCUAAAGAAGGGUUUAAAAAGAAAAACAACUGCAAAGUCAGAGCAGCCAAAGAAAGUCAUGGCUGUUGAAGUUAAGAAAACUGUCGCUAAGACAGUAACAGAGCCUCGUGUUGUUGUAUUCGAUGGCUCAGUAUUACACAAGAAGGCUUCACUUGAAGACAAAGCAUCGAAAAAGAAAUUCUUGGAUUCAAGAAUUUCCACAGCAGAUCCCAGUAGUAUCGUGGAACACAAAAAUAAGCCUACAGCAAAGGAUAUGGAAGAGGAAGCUGAGAACGAAAGACACGAUGUGGAAUUAAGACAGUUAUUAGCAACCUCCGACCUUUUAGAGGAACUGGAGAGAGAUGAAAUGACUUCAAAGGAAAAGAGAAAAAGUACCAUGAAAAAACUAGAGACUUUAGGAGCCAAGGCUGAAGCAGCUCAAAGAAUGCCAUUGUCACUAAAGUUGAGUUUGGAUGAAUCAAGAAAACAAAAGGGAAUUGCUAGAUUACAAGCAGCCAAGGAUACAGGUGUUUACGAUAAGUCUCUUAAGCAUCUUUAUGUCAAGAAGGAAGUUAAGCAACGUGAUCGUAAUCCUGGUAUCACUAAUGGUCUUGGUCGUAUGAAGGGUGCCACCUUGACAAUUAAAAAGUCCGACAUUGAGAGAAUUAAGCGCGAAGGAAGUAAAAAGAAGUCCUCCGGUGGACGAGGUGGCAAAGGCGGUAAAGGUGGUGGAAAGAGAAAGUAAAAUAUAUGUAUCAUCAUCAUCAUCAUCAAUAUUAUAAUGAUUAUUUAUACUUUGCUCUAAACACUAUGUAUGGUAAUUCGGACGGUUUUUUUUUUGCACGGCCAAUCGAAACGCAGGUCGAAGCAACAGACAUGUAUCAAUAUUAUAAUGAUUAUUUAUACUUUGCCCUAAACACUAUGUAUGGUAAUUCGGACUGUUCUUAUUUUUUGCGCGGCCAAGCGAAACGCAGGUCCAAGACACAGACAUAUAUCAAUAUUAUAAUGAUUA
Mucor mucedo is the source of this 1055-nucleotide messenger RNA. RefSeq lists its product as uncharacterized. Bases 6 to 788 code for a protein of 260 amino acids. The transcript has 7 exons. The record is from RefSeq and is a predicted model, not a curated record. Gene Ontology annotation, biological process: maturation of SSU-rRNA from tricistronic rRNA transcript (SSU-rRNA, 5.8S rRNA, LSU-rRNA). Lineage: Eukaryota; Fungi; Mucoromycota; Mucoromycetes; Mucorales; Mucoraceae. Gene Ontology annotation, cellular component: nucleolus.